UAUGACUCUGUCCAUACUGUGUAAGCAUUGAUUGAACAAAAUAUAUCCUUGAAGAAUGAUAUACAUUAGUUUAAUAAAUAAAAUGUAUUCCUGUUUGAUUAAGUGUACGUUUCCAAAGUGCAUUUUUUCCCCGUCAGCUGUAGCUUGUUUUGGCAUACGUCACUCACCGCACGAUAUACUACAGGUAUGGCCUAUAACGAUAACUAGGUUUCCAUUGUCACGGCCUACGGUUUCCGUUCCGGAUUCAGAGGGCUGAGAUCUGUCCGCAUGGUGGUUUUCUUGACUACAUGUCGUAUAAAGUAAAAUCACGAAAACACUCGUCCGUAUCUAUUCUAUUCUGAGAAAGGGAAGUAGAAUCUCGUCUUUUCUAUAUUCUCUCUAUCCUUGUUCCAUUCGUUCCGUGACUCCCCACCCCUUUCUACCUCCGGUGCUGUGCCAAAGUCUCCGUGUGUAGGCACGUAUAAAUACAAAAGAGAGAACCCUGUUCACAGCAGAGCUCAUUUAACAGUGGAAACGCGUCGUGUUAACUGGGAACACACACACCUCUUGCUCUUUUCAAUUGCUACUCGUUUUGAAGAUAAUUAUACUGUUACCGCCCAUUCUAAAGAAAGGAGAUUCAAACGGAAUCGAAGAUGAUGUCGCGAUGGAUCAUCCUAUCCGCCUUAACGUGUCUAAUUUCUGCUGCGAUUGCUAGCGACAAUAAAGAGGCACCAAAAGAACUUACCAACAGCAGCGAACGUGUUCGACGUCAGUUUCAAUCAUGGGGUCCCUUGUCAUCAGACGUAAACCCCACGCAUCCAUUCGGACAAGAAAAAUUCAAAGACGACUUUGUUGAGUACGAUCCUUCAGGUCUCGGAUUUGAGAUCAAGAAGCCUCCGUUUUUUUUCGACGUUAUCGACGAACAAUCUGUAGCCUUUAAACCAGCUCCUUAUGUCUCCACAAAGUCAUCGUCACACCCCGAAUUAAAACAAAGUUACCACAAUCCGUACGCUGAACCACAUCGGCCAACUUUGAGUUCAUCAAACCCCCACGAUCCUAUCCGUAAACCAAUUUAUCCGAGCAAUUAUCCCGUCAUCUCACAGCCAGAAUGGAGACCUGCAUCGAUACCAGAAACGUAUCCUACAAGACAACCUCCCUAUCCUACUGUUCCAGAUCAAUUAGGCGAAAAGCAUUCGCUUUAUUGCCCGAAAAUGGCUGGGUACGAAUCCAAGUGUCGACAUGCCAAAGACUGUGCCAUCUGGUACGAUCUUGUACUAACUUUUCCUGGAACAACCUGCAAAUUAUCAAAUGGACAUCCAGGAAUCUGCUGUCCAGAUAUUCCCUACAAUGGUCGCAGUAGAGGACCAGUUAAACAAGAGAACAAGAAAAUCGUGAAACUGGAACGCCAGUGUAUUGAUAUUUACUCUGUAAAUGCGGCUGCCCAUGCAGGAGAGUUCCAGUUGAAGUUAAUGGACGAAACAGAGCGACUUCUUCGCAUCCACAAUGUUACAGUGAGACCCAAUUCAUCCGCUUACAAUCAUUUGACAUUUUUUCAAACAACAACCGAAGCACAACGACUCAGUCGGGGAGCUUUAAUUGCUAUUGAAACUACCAGAGAACUCGGCAAAAGAUUUAAACUGAAUCCGGAGCAGACUGCGUUUGGAUUGAGCCAAUUCAAACUGCGAGAUACAAUUUUGUCCAAUACGUGUCCUGCAGAUCCCAUCUGCGAUCGCAAAACUCUUCGUUCACCCUUCCGGACGAUGGAUGGCUCUUGUAAUAACAUUAAGCAUCCUUCCUGGGGAAAGUCGAUGACCCAAUUUGAACGCGCUACCGUCCCAGCUUAUGCUGAUGGUAUUUGGCAGCCUAGGGAAUCGAAGAAAGGUGGUCAGCUUCCUAGUCCCCGAUUGGUGUCUAUUUCCGUCGUUCUCGAUAAAGAUGCCCCAAGCCAGGUGGAUACUCACUGGGUCAUGCAAUACGGACAAUUUGUCGUCCACGAUUUGGCCUUUACUACUCUCUUCCGGACGAACGCCGACACGGGUAUUCAGUGCUGCACGGAAGGAGGCAAGUUCUUGACCAAAACGGAGCUAAUUCAUCCGCAAUGUCUGCCCAUUGAGAUUCCAAUCGACGAUCCGUUUUACGCGAAAUUCGGUCAGCGUUGCAUGAACUUUGUGCGAUCCACUCCCGCACCCAGAUCCGAUUGCAGCCUUGGUCCCGCAGAACAGAUGAAUGGCAACACUCACUUUCUGGAUCAAUCGAACGUGUAUGGUUCUGACGUAAACACAGCGGCAGCAUUACGGACGUUCGAGAAAGGCCAGUUGAAAGUAACUCGACGUAAGGGACAUCACGAAUUAGACUUACUUCCAUCUGAUAAUGCUACCCAAAUAAAUUGUGCCUUGUCCAAAGCUGUUUCCGGCAUUCAUCCACCACCUGAAGUCCGAUGUUUCAAAGCAGGCGAUAUACGACCAAAUCAGAAUCCCAACUUGGCUGUAACGCAUACGAUUUUCUUGCGCGAACACAACCGACUUGCAGCUGAGCUUUCCUAUUUGAAUCCGCACUGGGAUGACGAACGACUGUAUCAAGAAGCUAGACGCAUUUCAAUUGCUCAAAUGCAGCACAUCACUUGCAAUGAAUGGCUGCCAGGUGUUGUUGGAAGAGAGAAAAUGCAAGAACUCGGUAUGUUGCCAUUGCAACACGGUUUCAGCAACGAUUACGAUGCCAACGUGAAUCCAGGCAUUCUGAACGAAUUUUCGGGUGCAAGCUUUCGUUUCGGUCAUUCGCUUAUUCAAGGAAAACAAGAUUUAAUCAAUCACAGGAGAGAGAAGGAAUCUCAUAUUUUGUUACGUCAGCACUUUUUGAAAACGCAAACACUUUACACACCCGGCAAUCUCGACAAGUUUCUCAUAGGUCUGGCUACACAACCCAGACAAGAUUUCGACAAUUAUUUCACUGAAGAAGUUACCAAUCAUUUGUUCGAAGAGGAAGGCAAAGGUUUCGGUUUGGAUUUGGUAUCUCUCAAUAUUCAACGCGGUCGUGAACACGGUAUUCCGGGAUACAAUACUUUCCGUGCGUUGUGCGGACUCCAUCGUGCAAAAGAUUUCAAGGAUCUCCUCGAUGUGAUUUCCCCAGCGAUUGUCGAACGUUUUGAGCUUCUCUACGACUCGGUGGAUGAUAUUGAUCUGUUUAUCGGAGGCAUUUCCGAGAGCAAAGUUGAAGGCGCUUCUGUUGGCCCUACGUUCCAGUGCAUGAUAGCCCAACAGUUUUCAAGACUGAAACGGGGUGAUCGCUUCUUCUACGAUCUUGCUGGACAGCCUGGCUCAUUCACUGAAGAGCAAUUGUACGAAAUCCGGCAGACAAGUUUUGCCCGUCUAAUUUGCGAUAAUAGCCAUGUCCAGCACACUCAACCAUUGGUCUUCAAAUUGGAGUCUGUCCAAAAUCCAGUUGUGGGCUGCGAAUCGCCGUCUAUUCCUCGUGUAAAUCUUCUUGCGUGGCAAGAAGGUAACGAUAAGUAUUUCAAACGACCUUACGAUACCCCAUACACGAAGAUCUCGUACUAAAUUUUUUGAAUGUCAAAGCCAAAGUUCAGUGUAGAUCACGUGCUAUAAAUAUUUUUGUAUUAUUGGUUUGGAUAAAUAUAAAAUUAUACAUUAAAUGCGA
Messenger RNA from Daphnia magna, 3633 nucleotides. RefSeq names its product peroxidase. The transcript has 17 exons. Gene Ontology annotation, molecular function: heme binding; peroxidase activity. Gene Ontology annotation, biological process: response to oxidative stress. The record is from RefSeq and is a predicted model, not a curated record. Bases 633 to 3533 code for a protein of 966 amino acids. NCBI's taxonomy places the organism in Eukaryota, Metazoa, Arthropoda, Branchiopoda, Diplostraca, Daphniidae.